This is a messenger RNA of Juglans microcarpa x Juglans regia, 869 nucleotides long. Its product is annotated as signal recognition particle receptor subunit alpha homolog. Bases 1 to 618 code for a protein of 205 amino acids. Gene Ontology annotation, cellular component: endoplasmic reticulum membrane. The record is from RefSeq and is a predicted model, not a curated record. The transcript is spliced from 7 exons. Gene Ontology annotation, molecular function: signal recognition particle binding; GTP binding; GTPase activity. Gene Ontology annotation, biological process: SRP-dependent cotranslational protein targeting to membrane. NCBI's taxonomy places the organism in Eukaryota, Viridiplantae, Streptophyta, Magnoliopsida, Fagales, Juglandaceae.
AUGCAUGUGCGUGUGUUUUUGCAUACAUUGGUGCUCUGUGACUCAUGCGCAAAGGCUCCAGAUUCUAUAUUUGAGAAGGGCUUUGAGAAAGAUCCUGCCAUUGUAGCAAAGGAAGCAAUCCGGGAGGCAACACAUAAUGGUUCUGAUGUGGUUCUUGUUGAUACAGCUGGUCAAAUGCAGGAUAAUGAACCGUUGAUGAGAGCACUCUCAAAGCUUAUUUACCUUAACAAUCCCGAACUGGUCUUGUUUGUUGGAGAGGCACUGGUUGGAAAUGAUGCCGUUGAUCAACUUUCAAAAUUCGAUCAGAAAUUAGCCGACCUUUCGACUUCAGCUAGUCCAAGACUGAUAGAUGGGAUCUUGCUCACAAAGUUUGAUACUAUUGAUGAUAAGGUUGGAGCUACACUUUCAAUGGUUUGCAUAUCUGGGGAACCAGUCAUGUCUGUCGGCUGUGAACAGUCAUAUACAGAUCUCAAGAUGCUCAAUGUAAAAUCGAUUGUCAAGACCAUGAACUUGAAUGAGAAUGUGUUGGUUUCAUUCUUCAUGGUGUGCUGUGUGUCUGUUUGUCACUCGGCAUCUAUGUUGUUGCAUGCUGAACUUUCAGUGUCAUCCCUUAAGUGAAUCAGUCACUUGCAUCUGUUUCUUGUAUUAUGGUUAAUCCCACGCGUUCAAUCUCUCUCUCUGCGCACGCUAGUUGAGAUUGGGGCUUGGAAAUAACUUCCAAAAUUUCGGUCAAAGCAUAGAAGAAAAAUGUCUGAAGUUGGUUAUGGGAGGGAGCCCUUGUGUGCUUUACAUACAAAUCUUAUGGCGUUUCUUCAUAGAACGAUGCUAUGUGAUGCGUAUGGAACAAAAAUAAUGUUGGGGUUGGUGUC